Messenger RNA from Neocloeon triangulifer, 918 nucleotides. RefSeq names its product brachyurin-like. The transcript has 6 exons. The record is from RefSeq and is a predicted model, not a curated record. Gene Ontology annotation, biological process: proteolysis. Lineage: Eukaryota; Metazoa; Arthropoda; Insecta; Ephemeroptera; Baetidae. Gene Ontology annotation, molecular function: serine-type endopeptidase activity. The coding region runs from base 1 to 894 and encodes 297 amino acids.
AUGGCUCAAGAAAAGGAUAGGCUCAAACAGAAAAUCCGAACGCUUCCUCAGCGAAAUUCCACAAGAAAACAAAUUGCCGCUUACGCAAAAAAUCCGGCCAACAAACCCAGACUUGACUUCCUUCCCACUGGCACCGACCCUCAGCCAAAAAACUCCGGAAAAAGUAACAUGGAAGUGUCAGAAGAAAUCUUGGGUGGUUCUCGAGCAAAGAAAAUGCAGUUUCCCUGGCAGAUCUUCUUGGAGGUCGACGGCAUUUGGGUUUGUGGCGGAUCGAUCAUUUCCAAAAACUGGGCUCUGACCGCCGCCCAUUGCGCCUAUCAGGCAUCAAUUUUCGUCGUUUCUGCGGGAGGUAUUGACAUCAAAAGGAGCGAGACGGGCGAGCAAAAGUAUACGUCGUACAAGGCGAUUGUCCAUCAGAACUACUCUGACAAAUGGCUGAUCAAUGAUGUAGCCGUGAUCCAAGUUGCUCUCGUUUUAGAUGAGUUUGUUGGUGCAAUUCGUCUGCCAAAACAAUCGCAAGCAAGCAACCAAUUUGCCGGUGUUACUGUAACCGCGUCAGGCUAUGGCAUCACGAGAAACAACGGUGACGUGAGCAGGUUCAUGAAUUUUGUGAAUCUGCAAACAAUCACCAACGCAAAGUGCGCAGAGUCUUAUGGAGCCGAUUUCAUAAUAUCGUCGAUCAUUUGCACCGGAGCUCACCCGACGAAAUCCGUUUGCAGCGGUGACAGUGGUGGCCCUUUGAUGUACAAGGAGACGGAUGGGAAGUACACGCAAAUCGGUGUUGUCUCUUUUGGAGCGGCUUACUCGUGCAACAAAUAUCCUGCGGGAUAUUCCAGGGUGACCAGUUUUUUGGGUUGGAUAUCCGCAAACACCAACAUCAAGAUAAACAAGUGACUCGUAAAAUAUGAGAAUCUUUAA